AUGACCGACAGAACGAAGGUUGCUAGUUCCAGCGUUGACGCCACAAUAUUUCUUCCAUUCUCUUCAACUAAAGAAGAACUUUUAGGAUUAUUGCCACUUAAAGGUCAGAUGCCCGGAGAAGAUAUCGCAAAUGCUGUAAUUGAAUGUAUGGAUAAACAUCAUAUUCCCCUCGAUAAAAUUGUGUCGAUUUCAACAGAUGGGGCCAAAAGUAUGACCGGCGUAAGAAAAGGGUUUGUUGCUAUUUUGAAAGAAAAAAUUAAUCACGAGAUACUUGUUUACCAUUGUAUCAUUCACCAAGAAGCGCUUUGUGUGCAAACAUUUCCAGAUGAAAUUUGUAAAGUUAUGGAAUUAGUGAUUACCAUUAUUAAUUCCAUUUUAGCUAAAGCUCUUAAUCAUCGCCAAUUCAAAGAAUUUUUAUUUGAAAUGGAGAGUGAGUACGCUGAUCUUCUGCGUCAUAACAAGGUACGUUGGUUAUCAGGAGGGAACGUUUUAAAACGUUUCGCGUCCCUUUUUCCGGAAAUUAAAGCAUUUCUCCUUGAGAAGGGCGUUCAGUAUCCAGAACUAACAAACGAUCAGUGA
Messenger RNA from Parasteatoda tepidariorum (common house spider), 579 nucleotides. The record is from RefSeq and is a predicted model, not a curated record. NCBI's taxonomy places the organism in Eukaryota, Metazoa, Arthropoda, Arachnida, Araneae, Theridiidae.